UUUUUAACCAGGAGUUUGUCUUGCAGGGGCUGCUCCUGGAACCUGAUCUUGCUCUUCUCUUUGGGGCGGGCUUAGGAGGAGUCAGGUGGCUUGGCACAGCUCCAUGGCUUUGCCAAGAAGGUUGGCAGGUGGCGCUGUUGCUCAGCAGCUGGAAGGGAAUCUGAAGGCUUCCCCACCCCAAGUAGUACCAAUGAGAGGUUCAGAUAAGCUUUGGGUGCUGUUAAUUCUCCACAUUAUAGUCUCAAAGUUAGAAACCAGCUAGAUCCAGAGAACAGGAUUCUAAUGUGAGAUGCUGAGACCUCUGUGGGGAGAGGGCAGCUAUGCUGUUAGCUGCUGUUAGAUUUAGGAGUUGGGUCAUGGAUUGUUUUUGUUUUGUUAUUUGAGAUGGAGUCUCAGGCUGGAGUGCAGUGGUGUGAUCUCGGCUCACUGCAACCUCCACCUCCUGGGUUCAAACGAUUCUCCUACCUCAGCCUCCCCAGUAGCUGGGAUUACAUGAGCCUGCUACCACACCCAGCUAAUUAUUAUAUUUUAGUGGAGACAGGUGUUUUGCCAUAUUGGCCAGGCUAGUCUCGAACUCCUGACCUCAAGUGAUCCGCCCGCCUCAACCUCCCAAAGUGCUGGGAUUACAGGCAUGAGCCACUGCACCCUGCUGGGUGAUGGGUUUUUUUUGUUUGUAUUUUUUGAGACGGUGUCUCACUCUGUCGCCCAGGCUGGAGUGCAGUGGCGUGAUCCAGCUCACUGCAAGCUCUGCCUCCCGGGUUCACGCCAUUCUCCUGCCUCAGCCUCCCGAGUAGCUGGGACUACAGGCGCCCGCCACCACGCCCGGCUAAUUUUUGUUUGUUUGUUUGUUUGUAUUUUUAGUAGAGACGGGGUUUUACCGUGUUAGCCAGGAUGGUCUCGAUCUCCUGACCUCGUGAUCCACCCGCCUGGACUUCCCAAAGUGCUGGGGUUAACAGGCGUGAGCCACCGCGCCUGGCCUGGGUGAUGGUUUUAACGCACGGCUCUUACCUGAGAACUUAGGGUGCUAAGCUUUAAUUACACUUUUCCAUGGUUGCAACAAGCUGUGUUUUCUAAAGCUCUCUUCCUGGACUGGGGAGGCCUUUGGGGCAGGAGUAAAACUUCCUCAUUUGCUCCAAGACUGCUGCUUUCUGGGCUAGGAAGGCGCUGAGACUAGCAGCUGGCUGGACUUCCUGCUGCUAGUUUCAUCAGCUUUCUUUUCCCCUGGGAAUCCCCGGCAGGCCUCCCCCUUCCCCAUCUGAGCAGCGCCGCUCAGGCAGCCUCCCCCAUCGGCAGGACUCUGCCGCCCCCAGGCUUGCCCACCCUGCGUGCUCCAACCCCAGUGUGUUCACUGGAAAGGCCGCUGUCCUGCGCAGAGGUGGUGGCGGACGUGCCUUGCUCUACUGAAGUCCACAUCCUAGGGCAGGUGAUGAGCAGGAGGGUAUAGACCACCAGAGACCCCUGAGGUGUCACCUAAGCAGGGACUUGAUGGGAGUGAGUCUCGUGGGGACUCGGGGAGGCUCAUCCAAGUGGAGCACAGUGGAGGGGUCGUGUUUGGAGCUGGGUGACCUGAGGGCCCGGGAGGUUGUGGAUGGUCAGGGCCAAGUACUGUUCACUUGUUCACCUGGCAGGUCUGAGUUCAUGAGUUUGAAGGUAGCCCUACGCGGAGCUAGGAAAAACUGCAAAAUGGACUUGUUUCCCUCUGGGGCCUUGAGGGAUCCUUGGUUGAUAGGGAUAGCCAGGCUGGAGCCGAUUUAACUUGUGAGUCCCAAAUAACCUGGAGACACUCUGUCAAUUCCUGGGCUCUCCCUCCGGCAGCCCAGUGAUGUUUCAAAGCCCAAGGUCCCCACCUCAUGUGACAGGCUGGGGAUGGCAGACACUUCCCACAAAAGUGGACCUAGCCCUGAACACACACAGCUGGGGGACUUGUUGAGUUUGCACUGAGCUUCCCUCCAAAUGAGGAAGGGGGCGUUUUUAUGGUGUUGAGUCGCUAAGCCCCGCUCUCCCUAGCUUCCUGUGCUCUCUGGGGACAAAGGUGGGGGCCCCUGGAACCUUCUGUGGGCUGGCAGCGUGCUUCCUGCACCCAGCGCCAGCCCGCCCUGGGGAGGGGCUGAACCCGCCCUGCUCGUGAUAAGGCACAGGCAAGGGCUGCCCUGAAGGAAGCUCCAAAGAGAAAGGAGGGCAGGAAGCCCACGGCCCACAGCGGUGUAGCCCGAGACCCACCUGCAGCCCCCAGCCCUUGCCAGGAAAGCAGCAGCUGCAGCCAUGGCGGGGAUGAAGACAGCCUCCGGGGACUACAUCGACUCAUCAUGGGAGCUGCGGGUGUUUGUGGGAGAGGAGGACCCGGAGGCCGAGUCGGUCACCCUGCGGGUCACUGGGGAGUCGCACAUCGGCGGGGUGCUCCUGAAGAUUGUGGAGCAGAUCAAUCGCAAGCAGGACUGGUCAGACCAUGCUAUUUGGUGGGAACAGAAGAGGCAGUGGCUGCUGCAGACCCACUGGACACUGGACAAGUACGGGAUCCUGGCCGACGCACGCCUCUUCUUUGGGCCCCAGCACCGGCCCGUCAUCCUUCGGUUGCCCAACCGCCGCGCACUGCGCCUCCGUGCCAGCUUCUCCCAGCCCCUCUUCCAGGCUGUGGCUGCCAUCUGCCGCCUCCUCAGCAUCCGGCACCCCGAGGAGCUGUCCCUGCUCCGGGCUCCUGAGAAGAAGGAGAAGAAGAAGAAAGAGAAGGAGCCAGAGGAAGAGCUCUAUGACUUGAGCAAGGUCGUCUUGGCUGGGGGCGUGGCACCUGCACUGUUCCGGGGGAUGCCAGCUCACUUCUCAGACAGCGCCCAGACCGAGGCCUGCUACCACAUGCUGAGCCGGCCCCAGCCUCCACCCGACCCCCUCCUGCUCCAGCGUCUGCCACGGCCCAGCUCCCUGUCAGACAAGACCCAGCUUCACAGCAGGUGGCUGGACUCGUCGCGGUGUCUCAUGCAGCAGGGCAUCAAGGCCGGGGACGCACUCUGGCUGCGCUUCAAGUACUACAGCUUCUUCGAUUUGGAUCCCAAGACAGACCCCGUGCGGCUGACACAGCUGUAUGAGCAGGCCCGGUGGGACCUGCUGCUGGAGGAGAUUGACUGCACCGAGGAGGAGAUGAUGGUGUUUGCCGCCCUGCAGUACCACAUCAACAAGCUGUCCCAGAGCGGGGAGGUGGGGGAGCCGGCUGGCACAGACCCAGGGCUGGACGACCUGGAUGUGGCCCUGAGCAACCUGGAGGUGAAGCUGGAGGGGUCGGCGCCCACAGAUGUGCUGGACAGCCUCACCACCAUCCCAGAGCUCAAGGACCAUCUCCGAAUCUUUCGGCCCCGGAAGCUGACCCUGAAGGGCUACCGCCAACACUGGGUGGUGUUCAAGGAGACCACACUGUCCUACUACAAGAGCCAGGACGAGGCCCCUGGGGACCCCAUUCAGCAGCUCAACCUCAAGGGCUGUGAGGUGGUUCCCGAUGUUAACGUCUCCGGCCAGAAGUUCUGCAUUAAACUCCUAGUGCCCUCCCCUGAGGGCAUGAGUGAGAUCUACCUGCGGUGCCAGGAUGAGCAGCAGUAUGCCCACUGGAUGGCUGGCUGCCGCCUGGCCUCCAAAGGCCGCACCAUGGCCGACAGCAGCUACAGCAGCGAGGUGCAGGCCAUCCUGGCCUUCCUCAGCCUGCAGCGCACGGGCAGUGGGGGCCAGGGCAACCACCCCCACGGCCCUGAUGCCUCUGCCGAGGGCCUCAACCCCUACGGCCUCGUUGCCCCCCGUUUCCAGCGAAAGUUCAAGGCCAAACAGCUCACCCCACGGAUCCUGGAAGCCCACCAGAAUGUGGCCCAGUUGUCGCUGGCAGAGGCCCAGCUGCGCUUCAUCCAGGCCUGGCAGUCCCUGCCCGACUUCGGCAUCUCCUAUGUCAUGGUCAGGUUCAAGGGCAGCAGGAAAGACGAGAUCCUGGGCAUCGCCAACAACCGACUGAUCCGCAUCGACUUGGCCGUGGGCGACGUGGUCAAGACCUGGCGUUUCAGCAACAUGCGCCAGUGGAAUGUCAACUGGGACAUCCGGCAGGUGGCCAUCGAGUUUGAUGAACACAUCAAUGUGGCCUUCAGCUGCGUGUCUGCCAGCUGCCGAAUUGUACACGAGUACAUCGGGGGCUACAUUUUCCUGUCGACGCGGGAGCGGGCCCGUGGGGAGGAGCUGGAUGAAGACCUCUUCCUGCAGCUCACUGGGGGCCAUGAGGCCUUCUGAGGGCUGUCUGACUGCCCCUGCCCUGCUCACCACCUGUCAUAGCCACUCCCAAGCCCACACCCACAGGGGCUCACUGCCCCACACCCGCUCCAGGCAGGCACCCAGCUGGGCAUUUCACCUGCUGUCACUGACUUUGUGCAGGCCAAGGACCUGGCAGGGCCAGAUGCUGCACCAUCACCCAGGCCAGGGAUGGGGGUGGGGGUCCCUGAGCUCAUGUGGUGCCCCCUUUCCUUGUCUGAGUGGCUGAGGCUGAUACUCCUGACCUAUCUGCAGUCCCCCAGCACACAAAGAAGACCAGAUGUAGCUACAGGAUGAUGAAACAUGGUUUCAAACUGGAGUUUCUUUCUUGUUACUUUUUAAAAUUUCUUUUUUAUAAAUUAA
This is a messenger RNA of Gorilla gorilla gorilla (western lowland gorilla), 4635 nucleotides long. It is a transcript of the gene FERMT3, whose product is annotated as FERM domain containing kindlin 3. The transcript is spliced from 15 exons. Gene Ontology annotation, molecular function: integrin binding. Gene Ontology annotation, biological process: integrin activation; leukocyte cell-cell adhesion; regulation of cell-cell adhesion mediated by integrin. Bases 2263 to 4254 code for a protein of 663 amino acids. The record is from RefSeq and is a predicted model, not a curated record. Gene Ontology annotation, cellular component: cell-substrate junction. Lineage: Eukaryota; Metazoa; Chordata; Mammalia; Primates; Hominidae.